CCGACGCCGCGCCGCCUCCCCUCCCGACUCGGCUCCAUCCCAGACGCCGCGCCGCCUCCCCUCUCGAAUCGCCUCCAUCUCCGGGCGCCGCGCCGCCGCCUCCGGGCCAUGGCCCCUUCCUCCACCUCCUAGUUCCACCUCCUCCGUCGCCCCUCCUCCUCUUCCUGCUGCCGGCUCUCUCCCAAAUGCAUGGAGGCUAGGGUUUCCUAGUGUCUCCCCCAGAAUCGCCUCCACGUCUCGCUCUGCCGCGCCGCCGCCUCCUGGACUCGCUCUGCCGCGCGGCCGUCAGAUCUACACUGCAGCAAGCCGGUGGACCUCACCUCCGCCGCAGGCCGCACCUUGCUGUGGAAGUGGAGAGCGCCGUGCAGGCCCUCGAGGCCCUGGGAGACGUUCCGAUCCGAUGACUUGAACCUUGCUUACUCAAGUUGAAGCCGAACUGAGAACUUAUGCUGGAGUUUAAGUUUAAAUUAGUAGGUUUACUGCCUUAAAGAAAUAAUAUGAUGGAGAUGGGUCUUGAUUGCGUAGAGCUUGAAUUUGAUUGAGACCGGGGACAAGUUCAAGUUUGAUUGAAGGUUGCUGGCAGCUCAUCUAUUCAGAGGACUUUUGUUGGAGUUGACUCUUUCAGGAUCUUCCAGGAAGUUUACCUCCAGCCAUAGGAGGAACCCAGGUUCUUGCUAACUGACGGGGAGAUAGUUGGAAGUUCAAUAUUACAACCCAAGCAAAGUUUGCUCCUACAGGCCAGAUUCCUUUGACCGAAUUGUGUAAGCCUCAUAUACAACGGUUGUACAAGGCAGCUGCAUUGAAGAUGUCUGAGUUCCUUGACCUAGAGGCACAAGACGGGAUAAGGAUGCCCUGGAAUGUUAUUCCAGGCACAAAGCAGGAGGCUUUGAACUGUGUAAUUCCUGUUUCCGCUAUCUAUACACCUCUGAAGUCAAUUCCUGAUAUCCCGGUUCUCCCGUAUUCACCCCUUCGCUGUCGCAUGUGUCGUUCCGUCCUCAAUCCUUUCUCCAUUGUUGACUAUGUUGCUAAGAUCUGGGUCUGUCCAUUCUGCUUUCAACGCAAUCAAUUCCCUCAACACUACUCCUUGAUCUCAGAAAAUAAUCUUCCCGCAGAACUCUUUCCUCAGUAUACCACUGUUGAGUACUUAUCAUCAAUGGAAACUGGUCCUAUAGUGCCACCGGUUUUCAUUUUUGUUGUAGAUACUUGCAUGAUUGAAGAAGAAAUUGGUUAUCUGAAGUCUGCACUGGCACAAGCUGUUGAGCUAUUGCCAGAUAAUUCCCUUGUUGGAUUCAUUACUUUUGGAACAUAUGUGCAGGUUCAUGAGUUGGGUUUUGGCUUGUUGCCAAAAUCAUAUGUGUUCAAGGGAACAAAGGAGGUCACCAAGGAACAAAUAUUGGACCAAAUGUGCUUCUUUGCAGGGAAGCAAAAGCCCACCACUGGGGUGAUUGCUGGUACCAGAGAUGGUCUUUCAUCUGAGAGCAUUGCUAGGUUCCUGCUGCCUGCUUCUGAAUGCGAGUUUGUGUUGAACUCAGUUAUAGAAGAAAUGCAAAAGGACCCUUGGCCUGUUCCAGUUGAUCAGCGGGCAUCAAGGUGCACUGGAGUUGCCUUAAGUGUUGCAGCCAAUCUCAUUGGGGUUUGUGUCCCUGGAUCAGGUGCUAGGAUAAUGGCAUUUGUUGGUGGUCCAUCUACAGAGGGACCUGGUUCUAUUGUAUCCAAAUCCUUAUCAGAGCCAAUUCGCUCACACAAGGACCUUGAUAAAGACUCGGCACCACUUUAUGACAAAGCUAUUAAGUUCUAUGAUCAAAUAGCAAAGCAGCUUGUUCACCAAGGGCAUGUUCUGGAUUUGUUUGCCUGUGCAGUCGACCAGGUAGGAGUUGCUGAAAUGAAGGUUGCAAUUGAGAAGACUGGAGGAGUAGUUGUGCUUGCUGAAAGUUUUGGUCAUUCUGUUUUUAAGGACUCACUUCUCCGCAUUUUUCAAUCAGCAGACGACAACCUUGGUCUAUCAUUCAAUGGUAUCCUGGAGAUUAACUGUUCAAAGGAUGUAAAGGUUCAAGGCAUCAUUGGACCUUGUACUUCCCUGGAGAAGAAAAGUCCUUUGUCUUCAGACACUGUUAUUGGUCAAGGAAACACUAGCGCUUGGAAGAUGUGCGGUCUUGACAGAAAAACAUCACUUUGCUUUGUAUAUGAUAUUGCAAAAAAAGAUGGCCCAGAUUCAAUUGGUCAAUCAACAAGCAAUCAGUUUUACUUUCAAUUCUUAACCUACUAUCAGCACAAUGAGGGUCAGAUGAGAUUAAGGUCAACCACAAUAUCCAGAAGAUGGGUCUCUGGCGUGGAUAAUGUCGAGGAGCUAGUAGCUGGCUUUGAUCAAGAAGCUGCUGCUGCAGUCAUGGCUCGCUUGGUGUCAUUUAAGAUGGAAACUGAGGUUGAUUUUGACCCAGUAAGAUGGCUUGAUCGAGCUUUGAUACGUAUAUGUUCUAAAUUUGGAGACUAUCAGAAGGAAACACCCUCAUCAUUCAGUUUAUCCCCACGUCUAUCAAUAUUUCCUCAGUUUAUUUUUAAUUUGAGGCGUUCUCAAUUUGUUCAGGUAGACUGUUCAUCUUUAUUCAUUAAACAAUGCUUUGAAUAUGAAAGGUUUACAUAUCUGGAUAUUAAUUAUUUAUUUCUUGUGCAGGUUUUUAAUAACAGUCCUGAUGAAACUGCAUAUUUUAGGAUGAUGAUGGACAGAGAGAAUGUAGCCAAUGCACUUGUGAUGAUUCAGCCUUCACUUAUAUCCUAUUUAUUUCAGUCAGGGCCAGAGCCAGUUCUCUUGGAUGCAACUGCAGUUGCUUCUGACAAGAUCCUUUUGUUGGAUUCUUAUUUUACUGUUGUCAUAUUCCAUGGGAUAACCAUUGCACAGUGGCGAAAUGCUGGUUAUCAAGAUCAAGAAGGUCACGAGGCAUUUGCCCAGUUGUUAAAAGCUCCACACGAGGAAGCUGGUUCAAUAAUAAAGGAGCGGUUUCCUGUACCCCGUUUGGUAGUCUGUGAUCAAUAUGGAUCUCAGGCUCGAUUUUUACUGGCGAAGCUAAAUCCAUCUGUGACAUAUAAUUCGGAUAAUCCCUCCCCUGGUGGAGACGUCAUAUUUACAGAUGAUGUGAGCUUUGAGGUUUUCAUGGACCAUCUCCAGCGGCUGGCAGUCCAAUAGCAGAUCAAUCUUAGAACAGUGCGUAGAGUAAUUUGUACUACCAAUGAUCUCUUCUGCUGUACAGUAAGAAGAAACUUUUUUGCUUGUACAAAAUUCAUUGCAGCUGAUUUGAAUUAUACAAUUUUCUCAAUAAAAUUACAUAAUCAUUAGUGCA
Messenger RNA from Setaria italica (foxtail millet), 3335 nucleotides. RefSeq names its product protein transport protein SEC23. The record is from RefSeq and is a predicted model, not a curated record. Lineage: Eukaryota; Viridiplantae; Streptophyta; Magnoliopsida; Poales; Poaceae. The transcript is spliced from 18 exons. Gene Ontology annotation, molecular function: zinc ion binding; GTPase activator activity. Gene Ontology annotation, cellular component: endoplasmic reticulum exit site; COPII vesicle coat. Gene Ontology annotation, biological process: intracellular protein transport; COPII-coated vesicle budding; endoplasmic reticulum to Golgi vesicle-mediated transport. Bases 806 to 3181 code for a protein of 791 amino acids.